UCUGAUUCCUCUUGCGGCGGCUCAGAGUUGUUUCUUCUCUUGUUAGGAUAAAUGGCUUUCAGAUUCUGGUGUGCGCGUUGAAUGUGGGCCGGACGCUGAAAGGUAUUGGACACACAUGUGGAUAGCCCAUCUCCUAUUUCUGAACGUCAGUCACUUGGAUCACUACAGAAACCCCAACGGUGCGCACCGGAUCUAUCUCAUCCUCCUCAUCCUCGGGUGACCUCUUGCGCUUGAGAACGACAGAUUCCAGAUCGGGGAUCGGGGCGGAGGGUGAUUCAACGUCUUCCGGGGUAGCCAAAUCAGUGAUUUCAUCGGCUGGAGGCAUAGCUGCUUUUUCGGGAGAAUUGAUCGAAGUCGCGCUUGUUCCAGACGAUGUACUGGGCUCCGCUUUCUCCUGGCUCGAUGCGGGAUUGGGUGAUGACAUAGCACGUCUGUAGAAAGGGAAGGUCAUUCAAGGCAGAAGUGAUCGCGAAGAAUAUAGUGCACGUUGGAAGCGAUCUGAUCUUGCGCGCGGCAGUGUAGCCUGCAGUUGCUGCGAGAGUCGCGAGGCCACAAAACACGAUAGGCAAACUCUCCACAACCGUCACUGGGAGCAUGAUAAGCAAAAUGUGGGGGUGGGGGGAGACUAGCAAAGUGAGAGGUCAAUAAGUCUGGGGAAUGUCUUAUAUGGAUGCAGCACGCUGCCUAAGCGUGAUUGCUCCGCCUCGAGGUCGUAGAUUGAGAUACACGAGGCAAACACACGGUUGCUGAGAGAUCAUCUGAGCGCCUCACCAAGGGCGGCGCGCUCCAAGGGAGUUCAGAUCGCGGCGUGGUGCUCAAGAGCGACAUCAUUAGCCUCGACCAUACACUCUUCAAUCCCUGCAGAGAGAUUCGCACCGAUGACAGAGGGAAGACAGAAUGAAGCGGCGACACGUCUUCCUUGACCUCUCAACCUUCUGUAACUCCGUGGACAGUGUUGCAAGGCGCGUCGACCCAGAGGAGCGGAGUUGAUCUUAUUCAUCGGUCCCCAGUUAUCCGUUCGUAGCCGCCCCGGAAUCUCUCUCGCCGUUGCGGAGAAUUGGAGAUAGCCGAGCAGAUUUCCGAUCACGUGUCAGAAGAAGUCUACGUGUACCUUCCCCUUUGGGGUAUAAAUCCGAGUCCUGUGUCUAUACCAAUCCUUCAUCUCCCUCCAUCACCAUGGUUUACUCGCAGCUUUUGCUGUCUCUCGUGUUGGCCCCCGCGUUUGCCUCGGCUGCCAUCUUCCCGAAGGAUACUGUGGUGAAGAUGCUCGAUGCCAAAUCCUUCAAACGCGCCAUGAAAGCCAACCAAACGAGCAUGGUCGCCUUCGUCGCUCCCUGGUGUGGUCACUGCCAACGUAUGGCUCCGGAGUAUAGCAAAGCUGCCCUGGGUUUGCACCCUCUUGUCCCCACGUAUGCUGUGGACUGUGACGAGGAGAAGAACAAGCGUCUCUGUGCGGAACAAGGUGUUAAGGGUUUCCCCACCGUGAAGGUCUUCCCUCGCGGAUCUGACGCUCCUCCUAUCACUUACGACUCUGGAGAGAGGACAGCAAGUGCUCUGUACUACUUUGCAUCCCGGCGCGUUCCAUCUGCCUUCAAAAAGCUGUAUCAGGUGGAAGAUCUGAAACCCUGGAUUGAGGAGACUGUCGGACAAACACGAACUCUUCUCUUGACCAAGGACAAGAAAGUCCCACUGUUGUGGAAGGUGCUUGCGAACCAAUACAAAGGCCAGCUUGAGUUUGGCACGCACCGCGAUCGCAAGGGAAAGGGAUCGGAGGCUCUGGGAUUCGAAGCUGGCGAGAAGAAAGAUUCAAAGGUCCUUGUCUACUCUGCCGGUUCAACAAAGCCUUUCCGAUACGAAGGGAUCAACAAGCUCGACUCUCUUUCCAAAUUCUUCGACUCGGUUAUCGACGGAUCCGCAGACCUGGCCGUGGCCAACGAAGAGGCCAAGGCUGAGGAGUACAAUCCCACAGAAGAAGAGCUGGAGAUCCAGCGCAAACAAGAGGCUCAAAGGAUCGCUCUCCUCCACGGAGGAUUUGCAAGCCUGGUUGAUUUUGAGAAAGCUGUCCUUUCCGGGGAUGCUGCAAACUACCACGAUAUCAAUGGCUUCGGUUCACCUCCCGCUGCCAAGAAAGAGACGCCACCCGAGACUGUUGCUGCUCCUGAGCCCACACCCGAGGCGCAAGUGGGCAAGGACGAGUCUGAGCUGUAGUGCAGACCAGAUCUGUGUACUUAUUCAUCGUCGCUCUAUUGUUAUUCAUAUGGGGGUCGUUCAUGAGAUUUGUCAUAUUUCGGUUUCUGAGCCGAUUGUGCGGAGAUCGCGUCGAAGUCUGGAGAACACUAGAGAAGUAUCCGUUGCGUAUUACACACCGAUUGUCAGCAGAGAGAUAAUUCGCACCAAAUAAACACCUAAUUUAGAUUUGCAAUACUUACACUUCCCUAGUUUCUACUACCGCGUCGCUGCUCUGCGAAAUCCCGAAUGGCGAAGAAAUCGGGAAAAGCAAAGAAACCGACCACGGUAGAUCCCGUGCCCCAGGCUAACGGAGAGGAAUCAAUGUCGUCAGCAAGUACCAGCACCCCUGCGGUCGAGGCGGAUCCUUCUCCAAUCUCUGCACCGGAAUCCGAGGAAGAAGGCGAUGUCCUCGUGCGGGCGGAGAAAAUGAAGGAGGAAGGGAAUGUGCAGUUCAAGGCGAAGAAGUACGAUGAAGCGGUCGCGCUGUACACCAAGGCUAUAGAGUUGAAUCCGAAUGAGCCUGCAUACCUUACGAACCGCGCUGCUGCGUACAUGGCCGUGAAAAAAUUCCGGGCUGCUUUGGAUGAUUGCCAGACUGCGGCUCAGAUCCAGGCAGCGGCACCUUCUGCGAAGACGCUUCUCCGGCUAGCCCGAUGUCAAUUUGCGCUCGGAUCGACAAUCCCUACGCUCUCUACAUUGAGGACAGUCCUCUCCCUGGAGCCCAAAAACGCUGCAGCACUACAACUGCAGAGCAAGAUCAAUGUACUUGAAGGUCACUUGAACACGUUCGAAGGAGCUCGAUCGAAGAAGGAUUGGGGGCUCGCACGAUUGGCGCUCGAUAAGUGCCUGCAGGGCAUCGAGAGUGAGGGUGGCGAAACACCUCUCGAAUGGCGUCUAUGGCGUGUGGAGCUGGAAUUAGCCCGUGGUAACUUCGACGCAGCCAAUAACGCGGCAAACGAUGCGUUGCGGAACAACUCGAGCUCGUGCGAGGUAUUGACCACACGGGCCCUCGUUCUUUUCCUAAGUGGGCGACUGCCCCAGGCCAUAAGCCAUGUGCAAUCCGCAUUGCGCAACGACCCUGGUUUCGAGCCUGCACAGAGGUUACGGAAGCGUGUGAAGGAGGUCGAACGGCUCAAAGAGGAAGGAAAUCAGGCUUUCAAGUCUGGUCGACUCGAAGAGGCUGUUCAGAAAUAUACUGAAACUCUUGAGCGUAUUGGUUCGGCUGAGGAGGAGGGAAAAGGCGGACAGAUCCGUGCAACUCUUUUGUCGAACCGGGCGACAGCGCUCGUGAAGCUCAGUCGAUACGAAGAGGCCCUCCAGGACACCACCACCUCACUGCAGCUUGCCCCGGCAUCUUUCAAAGCACUGCGCACUCGAGCUCGUAUCAAUCUGCACAUGGAACAGUACGAACAGUCGAUCGCGGACUUCCAAGAAGCCAUUCGCCAGGCGCAGAGCGAUGCCAACUCCAGUGAUGCCGAGGUCCGAGCACUUCGCUCAGAGCUGAAGAAGGCCGAGGCUGCUCUCAAGCGAAGCAAGACAAAAGAUUACUAUAAGAUCCUUGGAGUGGCAAGAGACUGUUCGGAGGCAGAGAUCCGGAAAGGCUACAGGCGCGAGAGCUUGAAACACCAUCCAGACAAGGUGAGGGGUUCUCCGUGUCUCUUUUCUUGGUCUCAAAGAUUGCCAUACGAAGGGUGGUGACGAGGAGAAGUUCAAGCUCGUUGUCGAGGCGAACGCGGUGUUGUCUGAUCCUCAACGUCGAGAACGUUACGAUAACGGAGACGACGAAGACGGCAUGAAUGAAUCCGGAAUGGGCGGCAUGGGUGGUAUGGGUGGUGUCGAUAUCAGUGAGCUUUUUGCCCAGUUCAAUGGCGGAGGCGGAGGCGGAUUCCACGGCGGCGGCUUCGGCGGCUUUCCUGGAGGGGGAGGUGGUUUCCGUUCUGCCGGCGGCUUUCCAGCAGGUGGUCGAGGCCAUUCCCAUGGCUUUGGCUUCUAGAAUGUUGUGUAUAUACCCAGCUUUCGCAGAUGUAUAUACUAGAUCUUCUUGCCCCCAUCUAUCUCAUCGAUCGGAUCAAAUUCGGAGCGUGUGCCGUGACACCUGCACGUGGGCAGUCAGGACCAAACUUUGGCCAAACGCCCAAACUUUCCUGUCGCGUCCACGACCCUGAUUCUUCACGCUCCUUGCUGAGAUGUUCAACCUCAUCCGCCGGAUUUCGAGCUCUGUGAUCCCGCGCCCGGACCGGCCCUGGGAGGACGAUGGUGAGUGUCCCUUUCAUUGCAUCUCCAACAAGCUCUUGUGAAUUACGCGUCUUUUCGAGGCGUUUCCUGGCCCUUGUCUCCACUUCAAUGCUCUGGUCUCUAAGGCAAAUACUGAAAUCAUCCUUAGCGACGUCGAACGCACCCCACGUUGGCAAGAAGCGGCGGAUGACGGACGACGAUCGUGACGACGACGACGAGCAAGCACGCCAGAAAAGAGCCAGAGCUAUAGCUCCGGACGCCGCCGAGGACGAGGCCCGCGGCAGCUCGGCCGCGCCUCAGUCCCAAGUUCCGGACACAUCCGACGUCAAAGAGGUCACGAAGGGUGUUAAAGAAGUAGAGUUGGAGGAUAAACCGGCACCAGAGAGCGUGCCGCUCCCUGAUGAGGAGGAGACCGGUGAACUGGAGCCAGAACUGGAUUCAAAGGCGGAGGAGGAAGCCUCCCCCAGAUCGGCAGCACGGCCUGAGACCGCCGCUGCUGAAGGCGAAUCAGUACCCCAAGAUGAUCCGAAACUCGAGACCACCGCGCCUGAGGACGUCGCGCAAACUGCUGUCGUGGACAUUGCCACUGAAGAGCCGGAGCAUCCAGUUGGUGAUGCUCCUUCCACGAAUGGCUUGAACGAAAUCGAAGCCAAAGAUGAGACGACAAUAGCCGAAGCAGAAUCAACCAUCGCUCAAAAGCCGACGGCCGUCACGACAAGCGACGACGAUGAAUGAAUCUGGCAGUGAUAUCUGGCAUGGUUCUACACGAUUUACCCCUACCAUUAUUAUCUUUUUGCUUUUGUACGCCCCUCUGAGGAGAGACGUUGUAUCUCCCUGCUUUGUUUCUUGCUUACUCGAUCACUGGUACCCAAUUUGUACACAUAGGAUGCGGACGGCUAAUGCGCAAGUCUCCUUGUUCUUCGACAUGAACUAGGCUUGGGACUGGGCUUUUGAACGAACAAAGAAGCUUCCAGAGAUACGAAAUGCUAUCAGACUUGUGAUCGAAAAAGUCGACCAUCCGUUGAAAGCCGUCUGCACCAUUUGCAGAGCUGUUCCACAGGAGAGCAGCCUCGCAGACGAACCUCUUUGAGCUCCAAGACCCGAGGUAGAGGUCGUCCUUGGAGCGUUUCUCAGAGAACAAUCAUGCAGAGAAGCUCUAGGCUUGAACAGUAGGAAAGAUGUCAUUGGGAGUAUGAGAAAUAUGCAGCGAA
Messenger RNA from Mycena citricolor, 5675 nucleotides. The record is from the annotation of a GenBank genome assembly. Lineage: Eukaryota; Fungi; Basidiomycota; Agaricomycetes; Agaricales; Mycenaceae.